Rhizopus microsporus ATCC 52813 is the source of this 1433-nucleotide messenger RNA. Its product is annotated as acyltransferase-domain-containing protein. The transcript has 6 exons. NCBI's taxonomy places the organism in Eukaryota, Fungi, Mucoromycota, Mucoromycetes, Mucorales, Rhizopodaceae. The coding region runs from base 333 to 1268 and encodes 311 amino acids. Gene Ontology annotation, cellular component: endomembrane system. Gene Ontology annotation, molecular function: 1-acylglycerol-3-phosphate O-acyltransferase activity. The record is from RefSeq and is a predicted model, not a curated record.
ACUCAAGGUGUGCAUGUAGGCUCAGAUUUACUUUGGGGGCUAUUUCAUUCAUUUGAUUUUUAUUCGCUACCUUUUCUGCAUAAAUACUCAAUAACUUCAGCAGUGAUAUUACAUGUCAUUCACAAAGAAUAAGCCGGUGUUCAGUGUUGAUAUUCUCUUUAUUUUUUUCUGAAGGGGCUGUGUGUACAGAGGAGAUGUUAAGAGCUAUUUCAAUAAAAUGUCUUGUAUAGUGCUCUUGAAUUAUACUUAUUUCUUCCACGUCUUGAUAAAAAACAAAAAGUCAUGAGGGGGACUACUUUUUAUUUCUACCUUUUUCUUUCUUUCAUUUGAUAAUGAAUGUCAUUUCAAAAAUAUCUGAAGCGGUUAAUGUAGUAUUUUACAGUGUAUCACUGUUUGGUUUGACAGGGACACUUCAGUUAGUUCAAGUCGGUUCUUUAAUCUUGUCUCCAUUGUCAGAGAGAUUGAUGAUUAGAAUCAAUUCAGGACUUAUUGGUACUGUGUGGAAAGUGAUGCAAUAUAUAUUUGAACGUCGGAAAAAGGCACAUAUUACAUUUUCAGGAGAUCAUGUUCCUUUUGGCGAAAAUGCACUUGUUAUUAGUAACCAUGUUUCCUGGACAGAUAUUUACUUGCUUCAUUCUGUGGCAAACAGAAGAAAUAUGUUGAAGAAUUGUAAAUAUUUCGUCAAGGAUUCAAUUAAAUGGUUACCUUUCUUUGGCUGGGGUAUGUGGCUGGCAGGGUUUAUUUUUGUACGCCGUAAUUGGACGCAGGACCAAGAAAAGAUUAUCACAGCCUUUGACAAAAUUAAGAGACUAGAGACACCAGCCUGGAUAAUCAAUUACGUCGAGGGUUCUCGAGUGACAUCAAAGAAGCUACAAGAAUCUCAAGCAUUUUCGAGAGAGCGAGGAUACCCUGUACUACGUAAUCUGUUAUUACCAAGGAUAAAGGGAUUUGCUACAUGUGUCAAUGAAUUUAGAGGGUCUCAUAUAAAGUAUGUCUAUGAUUUUACAUUGGGAUAUCGUCACAAGAGCAAGCUUGGACAGAGUGCACCUUCGAUGGUGCGUGUACAUGCAAGAUCAUUAUGGCCAGAGUACGAGUUCCAUGUUCAUGUUAGACGGUUUGCCAUUGAAAAUAUUCCUAAAGAUGAAAUUGAAUUAGGACAUUGGUUAAGGCAAUUGUGGGUAGAAAAGGAUAAGUUCCUGUCAGGGUUACAUGAUAACUGGGCUGAUCAUAUUGAUAAACAAACCAUAUGGAAGGAGUCCUCCUGGUGAGGGCACUUGUUUAAUAAAUGGCAUAAUUUUUCUCUUCUUUAUUUUCUUUAUGAAUCAUCAUUUCAAAUCAAAUUUGAAUGCUUUGAUAAGAUCAAGGUUAAACCACAGUUAACGCAACGCCAAGGGCGGUUUUAUUUUUUCAAGGCCAACACUACAUGCACCAGA